AUGUGCGAAUAUAAACCAACUCAACCCCAGUUGAAAUGUAAAGGCCAAAAGAGGAGGAAGAGGAAGAAGUCGGCAUCCAACCAAUGGACUCCUUUGGACAAAACAAACACUGAAAGAUAUGGAGUUGUUAAGUGGAAUUUCAUCGCCAAAGCGGAGAAGCAGUUGUCGCUGGUCAUCGGGGAUGCGGUGUACAUUGAAGAGUCAUGCGAAGGAUGGUUUAAAGGUUACACCGUGAAGAACAAGGAGAGAAAGGGAGCGUUUCCAGCCAGCUUUAUAGAACUAAAGGAGGUCGUCAUCGAAAAGAGAGGUGAUGAGGAGAUCAUCAUGUCUGCCGAGAUGCCCCUAGUGAAGGAGGUCACCACCACACUCAGAGAAUGGGGCAGCAUCUGGAAACAGCUCUAUGUGUUGUCCAGCAAGAAGGAGCGUUUCGUUCAGGUGCAGCGUCUGAUGUGGGAUCUGAUGGAGUGGCGUUCACAGCUCCUGUCCGGGACUCUGCCCAGCGACGAGUUCAAGGAGCUCAAGCAGAAAGUCACCUCUAAGAUCGACUACGGAAAUAAGAUCUUGGAGCUGGAUGUGGUUGUUCGGGACAUCAAUGGGAAUAUUCUGGACCCAGAGCGAGCCAGCGUCAUCAGCCUCUUCAGAGCACACGAGGACGCCACGGCCAAGAUCACAGAGAGAAUUAAAGAGGAACAGUCUAAUGUUCAGAUGGAGAGUUCAGGAGUGUCUGCGCGCAUACAGUCGUCUCCCACACACAGCCUCUACGUGUUUGUGCGCAACUUUGUGUGUCGCAUCGGGGAGGAUUCAGAGCUCUUCAUGUCUCUGUAUGACCCCAACAAACAGACAAACAUCAGUGAGAAUUAUUUGGUCCGGUGGGGAGAUAAAGGUUUACCGAAGGACAUCGAGAUGCUCAACAACCUGAAAGUGGUUUUUACAGAUCUGGGGAAUAAAGACCUGAACCGAGAGAAGAUUUAUCUAAUCUGUCAGAUUGUGCGUGUGGGCCGAAUGGAGCUGAAAGAUAACAAUACUAAGAAAUGCACGAUGGGUCUGCGGAGGCCGUUCGGCGUCGCUGUGAUGGACAUCAGUGACAUCAUCAAAGGAAAGACAGAAUGUGACGAAGAGAAGCAAUAUUUCAUUCCCUUUCAUCCGGUCAUCGCUGAGAAUGAUUUCUUACACACUCUGCUGAAUAAAGUAACGACGACGCGAGGUGACAGUGGAGGACAAGGUCUGUGGGUCACCAUGAAAGCUCUAGUUGGCGACAUCAUCCAGAUCCGUAAGGAAUAUCCGCAUCUGGUGGACCGCAGCACUGUGGUGGCCCGGAAGCUGGGAUUCCCGGAGAUCAUCAUGCCGGGCGACAUCCGAAAUGACAUCUACCUCACGCUGCACUCCGGAGACUUCGACAAGUACAACAAAACCACACAGAAAAAUGUGGAGGUCAUCAUGCUGGUGUGUGACGAGGACGGCAAGGUGGUGCCGAACUCCAUCUGUCUGGGAGCUGGAGAUCGACCUGUAAACGAGUAUAAAUCCGUCAUUUAUUACCAGAUCAAACAACCUCGCUGGAUGGAAACCUUUAAGGUGGCGAUCCCGCUGGAGGAGAUGCCCAGAAUUCACCUGCGCUUCAUGUUUCGUCAUCGAUCUUCACAGGAGUCUAAGGAUAAGAGUGAAAGGAACUUUGCGAUGGCGUUUGUGCGUCUGAUGAAGGAGGAUGGAACCGUUCUGAGAGACGGCCCACAUGAUCUGACUGUUUUUAAGGGUGACAGUAAGCGUAUGGAGGAAGUGAGCAUGUACCUGCCUCAGGCGUCGGAGCGCAGUGCCUCUGACAGCCACAAGGGGUCGACGCUGAUGCGCAGCUCCAGCAGUGUCGGGGGUCUGUCUGUGAGCUCCAGAGACAUCUUCACCAUCUCAACACUCGUCUGCUCCACCAAACUCACGCAGAACGUGGGUUUGUUGGGUCUGCUGAAGUGGAGAACUCAUCCUGAGAUGCUGAAAAAAAACCUGCAGGAGCUCAAACUCAUCGAUGGAGAAGAAGUGGUGAAGUUCCUGCAGGACACACUGGAUGCCCUGUUCAACAUCAUGAUGGAACAUUCUCAGACUGACGACUAUGAUAUUUUGGUGUUUGACGCUCUGAUUUAUAUCAUCGGUUUAAUCGCUGACAGAAAGUUCCAGCAUUUUAACACAGUUUUGGAGGCUUAUAUCAAACAACACUUCAGUGCCACACUGGCUUACAAGAAGCUGAUGUCUGUGUUGAAGACGUAUCUGGACGUGUCGAGUCGCGGCGAGGCCUGUGAACCAAUCCUGAGGACACUUAAAGCCCUGGAGUACAUCUUCAAAUUCAUCGUCCGCUCCAGAAUGCUCUACUCACAACUGUAUGAAGGCAAAGAACAGGCAGAGUUUGAAGAAUCUCUCAAAAGUCUGUUCGAGUCCAUCAAUAACCUGAUGAAAAGCGACUACACCACUACACUACUGCAGCAGGUGGCUGCUCUGAAGUAUUUGCCAACAGUCCUGCAAGAUGUGGAGACCGUUUUUAAUGCUAAACUCCUCAGUAAGCUGUUGUAUGAUUUCUACACCUGUAUCCCUCCGGAUAAACUCCAGAAACACAAAGUGAGCUCCAUGACUGAGAUAGUGGGCAGCAGACUCUUCCAAAGACAAGACUGCCGUGAUGUGCUGUUACCCAUGAUGCUUCGAGAGCUGGGCGGGGCUCUGGCGGUGGUGGGGGAGGGGCUUCAGGAUGAGAAGAGGAACAGCGUCGAACUGCUUAACAACAUCCUGGAGGUGCUCAGCUGCAGCGACGUGGUAAGACCCAAUCAGAGAUCAGCACAAACAUACGCCAGCCAAUCAGAGAUCAACUGCCGUGAUGUGCUGUUACCCAUGAUGCUUCGGGAGCUGGGCGGGGCUCUGGCGGUGGUGGGGGAGGGGCUUCAGGAUGAGAAGAGAAACAGCGUCGAACUGCUCAACAACAUCCUGGAGGUGCUCAGCCGCAGCGACGUGGGAGACACAUUUCAGCACAUUCAGGACAUUGUGUCGUCUCUGCUGAGGACAAUAAACCGCACAGUCAUCACCAUGGGCCGGGAACACACUCUUAUUUCUCGUGUUGUAGCCUGUAUGACGGCUAUUCUCAGUCAGAUGGACGACAGACACUACUCACGAUACAUCGAGACCUUCAGCGGAACCUCUGACCUGGUGGACUUCCUGAUGGAAACCUUUCUGCUGUUUAAGGAUCUGAUUGGUAAACAUGUCUAUCCACCUGACUGGGUGACUAUGAUCAUGGUGCAAAACCGAGUGUUUCUCCGAGCGAUCAACUUUUACGCCGACACCAUGAACCACAAGUUCCUUGACAACAACAGCUUUGAAGUGCAGUUAUGGAAUAAUUACUUCCAUUUGGCCGUGGCGUUCAUUACCCAGGAGUCAUUGCAGUUGCAGCAUUUCUCUCCCACCAAAAGAACCAAGAUUCUGACCAAAUAUGGAGACAUGAGGAGGCUGAUUGGUUUCUCUAUCAGAGACAUGUGGUAUAGGCUUGGUAAGAAUAAGAUCUGCUUCAUUCCCGGGAUGGUGGGACCAAUCCUGGAGAUGACGCUGAUCCCAGAGGAGGAGCUGCGCAGAGCAACCAUUCCCAUAUUCUUCGACAUGAUGCAGUGUGAACACAACCAUGCUGGAAACUUUAAGAAGUUUGAGAACGAGAUCAUUCUGAAGUUGGAUCAUGAAGUGGAAGGAGGAGGAGGAGAUGAGAGAUACAUGGAGCUGCUGCAGAGCAUUCUGCUGGAGUGUGCUGUGGGUCGUCCUCUGCUGCUGAACGAGCUGCAGCACUUUGUGACUCUGGUGACGGGUCUGCUGGAGCGACUGCUGGACUAUCGCUCCGUCAUGAGUGAGGACAGCAGGAACAACCGCAUGAGCUGCACCGUCAACCUGCUGAAUUUCUACAAGGACAUCAACCGUGAGGCCAUGUACAUCAGGUAUCUCUAUAAAUUACGGGACCUUCAUUUGGAUGGAGAGAACUACACAGAAGCAGCAUAUACACUCCUGCUGCACUCCAAACUGCUCAAGUGGUCAGAGGAGCAGUGUCUGCCUCAACUGGACUAUCAGACGCCUCAGUCUCAGAGACAACUCAAAGAGUCACUCUACGACAACAUCAUCAGCUACUUCGACAAGGGCAAGAUGUGGGAGGAGGCUAUCACUCUGUGUAAGGAGUUGGCAGAUCAGUUUGAGAUGGAGGUCUUCGACUACGAGCUCCUCGGACAGAAACUGAAUCAACAGGCCAAGUUCUACGAGAACAUCAUGAAGAUCCUGCGGCCCAAGCCCGACUACUUUGCAGUGGGAUAUUACGGCUGCGGCUUCCCUCCAUUUCUUAGGAAUAAGGUGUUCAUCCACCGGGGGAAAGAGUACGAGCGCAGGGAGGAUUUCCAGAGUCAGCUGAUGAGUCAGUUUCCCAGCGCCGUCAGACUCAACAUCACCACCAUGCCUGGAGACGACAUCAAAAACUCCAACAUGCAGUAUAUCCAGUGUUUUACAGUGCAGCCGGUUCUGGAGAUCCCACCACGUCUGAAGAAUAAACCAGUGCCGGAUCAGAUCAUCAAUUUCUACAAGUCCAACUACGUGCAGCGCUUCCAGUAUUCUAGACCCGUCAGGAGAGGAAAAGUAGAUCCUGACAAUGAAUUUGCUUCGAUGUGGAUUGAGCGAACCACGUUCAUCACCGCAUACAAACUGCCGGGAAUCCUGCGCUGGUUUGAGGCCAUCAACAUCACACACACCACCAUUAGUCCUCUGGAGAACGCCAUAGAGACCAUGGGACAGACCAAUGAGAAGAUCCUCACCAUGAUCAACCAGUACCAGUGUGACGAGACGUUACCCAUAAACCCCCUGUCCAUGCUGCUCAACGGCAUCGUGGAUCCUGCCGUCAUGGGAGGAUUCGCCAAAUACGAAAAGGCCUUCUUCACAGAUGAGUACACACAUGAACAUCCAGAUGACAGAGAGAAACUGAUGAGACUGAAAGGACCUCAUCGCAUGGCAGAUCCCGCUGUUGGGCCGAGGAAUCGCUCUCCAUGGUAAAGGAGUGACGGAUGAUCUGCGGCCGUUCCAUGAGCGCAUGGAGGAGUGUUUCAAACAGCUGCGCAAGAAGGUGGAGAAGGAGUA
Molecule: messenger RNA, 5124 nt
Organism: Danio aesculapii
Lineage: Eukaryota; Metazoa; Chordata; Actinopteri; Cypriniformes; Danionidae
Gene: dock2
Product: dedicator of cytokinesis protein 2
Exons: 48
Coding region: 1-5040 (1679 amino acids)
Biological process (GO): small GTPase-mediated signal transduction; cell migration
Cellular component (GO): cytoplasm; plasma membrane
Molecular function (GO): small GTPase binding; guanyl-nucleotide exchange factor activity
Source: RefSeq, a predicted model, not a curated record